Sesamum indicum (sesame) is the source of this 1647-nucleotide messenger RNA. Its product is annotated as putative pectate lyase 16. Gene Ontology annotation, molecular function: pectate lyase activity. The record is from RefSeq and is a predicted model, not a curated record. Lineage: Eukaryota; Viridiplantae; Streptophyta; Magnoliopsida; Lamiales; Pedaliaceae.
CAGCCAUGGCGGCAAAUUCUUGUACUUGUCUUUUCAUACUCACAUGGCUAUUGGCCUUGUGCAUUUCAGGUUAUAUGGCUCAUACACCAAAAGUUGUAAACAAAACUAUCACAACAUACCCGAGGCCCCGCACCAAGUUGAUGAACAAAAUCGAUUCCUGUUGGAGAUCGGACCCGAAUUGGGAGUCGAACCGGAAAGCCCUAGCCGAUUGUGCAGUAGGGUUCGGCAGCAAUGCAAUGGGAGGUAAGAACGGGGCAAUAUAUGUGGUGACCGACCCAUCGGACGACCCCGUUAAUCCCAAACAGGGCACGCUCCGGUACGGGGCGAUCCAGACCCAGCCACUUUGGAUCAUUUUCGAAAGGGACAUGGUUAUUACUCUUAAGAAUGAGCUGAUGGUGAACAGCUAUAAGACCAUAGAUGGUAGAGGUGCAAGAGUCGAAAUAUCCAACGGGCCAUGCAUCACUAUAGAUGGUGUAAGCCAUGUCAUAAUACAUGGGAUUAGCAUUCAUGACUGCAAGCCCGGGAAGGCCGGAAUGGUCCGGAGCACGCCCGAGCACGUCGGAGAGAGGCUUGGUUCUGACGGCGAUGCCAUCAGCGUGUUCACGUCGUCCAAUGUGUGGAUCGACCAUUGCUACCUGGCUCGGUGCACUGAUGGUCUUGUAGACAUCAUACAUGCGUCGAAUCUUGUAACUGUUUCCAAUAACUACUUCACUCAACACGACAAGGUGAUGCUGCUGGGACAUAGAGACGGAUAUACAGCCGACAGAAUCAUGAAAGUGACGGUAGCUUUUAACCACUUUGGCCCUGGAUUAGUUCAAAGGAUGCCAAGAGUUAGAUACGGAUACGCCCAUGUCGCCAACAACCGGUACGAUCAGUGGAUAAUGUAUGCAAUUGGUGGGAGCGCGGAUCCAACAAUUCUCAGUGAAGGCAACUACUUUUUUGCUUCAAAUGACCCUUAUGCUAAACAGGUUACGAAACGGGAGACGCACGAUGGGUGGAAGAGCUGGAAAUGGAGAUCGACAAAGGAUGUAUUUGUAAACGGGGCGUACUUUGUGCCGUCAGGUUGGGGAAGCUGUGCUCCAAACUAUGCAACACCGCAGUAUUUUGGUGCAGCACCAGGAUCCUUGGUUCCUGCCUUAACAUCUGAUGCUGGCCCUCUCCUUUGUUUGCCUUAUCAAGAAUGCUAACCUAUAUAGUUCUCUAUUAUAUACAUAUAAAUUAAAUUUGAUCGAACCUGAAUCAAUUAUACAGGAAGUGUAAUAUAUUUAGGUUAUAGUUAAGAGAAAGUAACCAAUCACAUAACAAUUCUAUUACACUUACUUUAUAAUUAAUUUGAUUCGAUCAAAUUUAAUUUGCGUAAAAUUUUUCCAUAUAUAUACACAGAGUGGCAUGCUGUCAGGUUUUGUAAUAUCUUAAACCUAAUCUCUGCCCUUUAAAUUUUUUCCCUUUUUUCUUCUUUCUUUUUUUGGUGUGUGUGUGGGCGUGGGGGAAUUAUUUUGCGGUUGCCUCAUUGUAAAAUGAUCCUUUUUCAUUUCGGGAUGUAAAUCUUUUGUUGUUAUUGUUCUAAGGAAAAUGUACUUGUAUUAAUCUUCCUGACUACCAUAUUAAAGUGCCAUUGUCUCAUUUUACAGAUUUAGUGGGCGUAGU